Molecule: messenger RNA, 1726 nt
Organism: Danaus plexippus (monarch butterfly)
Lineage: Eukaryota; Metazoa; Arthropoda; Insecta; Lepidoptera; Nymphalidae
Exons: 10
Coding region: 243-1454 (403 amino acids)
Source: RefSeq, a predicted model, not a curated record
UUGAGGAGAAAUGAGAAUCAAUUAGUGAGAAUUCAGAACUGUCAAAAAGACACCAAAUAUUGGCACAAAAUUCAAAAUGUGUCGAUUAUAUUUAUUUUCAGUAAAUGGUUAAACAAUAAAAUGAAAGCAAUGAAGAGAAUUAAUUUAAUAUCCAUGAAAUUUCUGUUUAAAAAUUUAUUUUAUUUAUUUCUGUAAUCAUACAUUAAACAAGGCCAUAUCAUAAUAAUAAUUUGAAUAAGACAAUGUCUAAUUCAGAUGUUUGUGAAGACUGUAUAAGUUCUGCAGAAGCACUCUGUCAUAUUAAAGUGGACUCGCUUGUUAAAUUGAAAAAUAGUACAAAGCAAUUAUUAAAUUUACUUGAAGAGAUUCAAGCUAAAACACAUCAAAGAAAUAUUGUAUAUGAUAUUUCAAAUGCAUGUUCCAGAAUAACUAAUUCAGUUAGACCAAUUCCAAGUACCUAUGAUCAAAAUGCUACCGAAAUUUAUGAUUCAACAGCUCUAAGAAAUUUGGAAAAAAAUACUAAACAACUAGAUGCUAUUUUUAUAGAAGAUGAUAUUGAUGAUUGCUCCAUAUAUAAAAGAUUAACUAGAAAGUGCCACUGCUUAAAUCACCCAACCUAUAAUGACUUCAUUAUACAAUUUAAUGAAGUUACAAGAUAUACAACAAGUUGUAUUGGGGAAAUUAUUAAAAAUAUGAAGAUAUUAAAAAAAUUCCUUUACAUGGGUGGUGAUUAUACAAAAAAUGCCCUUAUAUUUCUGAAUGAAGGUCUUAUAGAUUGCAAGCCCAAAGAGAAAGUAGAAAUAUCUCAAGGUUGCACACAUGCAGAUAUAUGUAGUAUUUUUGAUGAGCACUCAAUAAUUGUGACAUGUAUAUCAUGGCCAUGUAAAUAUAAAGGCUAUGGAGACUUUGUCACGCAGAAUCUUGCAGCAAAUUUUGUUUACAAACUUGCAGAGAUAGAGGAAGGCAGAAGAUAUUUGAACUACAGUUCAAAAAUAUCCAACGACAUACGAAAGGUUUUAAGAAAAAAAUCUGCAGUACUAGAAGUUGAUACACUAGAUACAUUGAAUUCAAUAUUGAAUUUAUUAAAACCAACAUUUAUCAAAAACAUGGCUCUAACAUACUUCACCAAAUCAAUAUAUGAAGGUAUAGGUAAAAGAACUAUAUGUGAUUUAAUGCAAUAUCGCCAAUACAUGAUUAGAGAUGAAGUCCUGAUGAACCUUGAUACAUUAAAAGAUUACAGUUAUUACGACUAUGGAAAAAAAGAGCUGUUGGAGAAUCUUCCAGCUCUAUUUACACUCAUGAAACACAUUCUUGUUGAAUAUGAUGACAGUCAAUUGAAUAUUGUCAUUACAAAUAUUCUAAAUAACAUUGUUGUGAAGAAAAUUAUUCAACAGGAUGAUGAAAAAAAAAGGCUAUCGUUCUUACUGACACAUCAACCGAGCCAGUUGAAAUGAAAAAUGAAAUAAUUCAAAUACCUCCUAGAAAGAUACUUAUCAAAAGUGAUAAGGCAAAAUCUAGUCUUGGUAUUUCUCCAAAUAAACACAAAAACAAAAGAAAAAUUUCAGGGUGGGAACCAACAAGGUCCUUGAAUAAAAGUAGAAAAUUUACAAGAGAAUUAAUUUAAUUUCAGAACCAAGAAUACGGUAAUCAUAGUGCCUUUGGAAAAAUAAGUCACAGUUUUAACAACAGGUUAUUUAUUUAUGGUAUUAAAUAAAUCUUAAAAUAA